Messenger RNA from Oncorhynchus keta (chum salmon), 1542 nucleotides. Its product is annotated as insulin-like. The record is from RefSeq and is a predicted model, not a curated record. Gene Ontology annotation, molecular function: hormone activity. Gene Ontology annotation, cellular component: extracellular region. Lineage: Eukaryota; Metazoa; Chordata; Actinopteri; Salmoniformes; Salmonidae. The transcript is spliced from 3 exons. The coding region runs from base 959 to 1387 and encodes 142 amino acids.
ACUAGAGGGGAUCCGGAUACAGUAGUACUACUGGAGGGGAUCCGGAUACAGUAGUACUACUAGAGGGGAUCCGGAUACAGUAGUACUACUAGAGGGGAUCUGGAUACAAUAGUACUACUGGAGGGGAUCCAGAUACAGUAGUACUACUGGAGGGGAUCCGGAUACAGUAGUACUACUAGAGGGGAUCCAGAUACAGUAGUACUACUAGAGGGGAUCCAGAUACAGUAGUACUACUGGAGGGGAUCCGGAUACAGUAGUACUACUAGAGGGGAUCCAGAUACAGUAGUACUACUGGAGGGGAUCCAGAUACAGCAGUAAUACUAGAGGGGAUCUGUGGGGUCAAUAUUGCUGUUGCUUCAUUAGUACUAACAAAAUGUAGUUAUGGAACGUUAAUCUCACGUCACAGUAACUGAUCCAAGAGCAUUUCUAUAGCAUUGCCUUUACCAUCACAACACAUAAGUGCGUCAUGGAAGAAGUUGUCACACAAAAAAAAGAUGACUCUUUCCAUCGAAGGUCGGCUAAUGGCUAAUGUGUCAACAUGAAACAUCCCACUAACAUCACACCAGGACACGGUAAGUACCUUCAACACCAAAAACUGUUGCUCAGGACACUCAUUGAGCCACAAGCCGUCUCUCACCAGCUACCUUCUUUAAACAAACAGCUACUAUACUCUUUAGUGUGUCUGAAGCAGGAACAGGUGGGUCAAACGCGAGCCAACAAUCCCUGGAAUCCUCUGUACAUCUCAGACACAGGUCACAUCAGUUACGUCCGAUUCACCGGCCCUCCGCUUGCACCACUGAUGUCACUUAGUAAAACAAACAUGCCUAACGAGGCGAACAAUUGGAUUGCCACUUACCGUUAGAUUUCAUUGAGCAACUUCUCUUUUCCGCUGACACUGGCAAAGACCACAGACCCUUGUUCCCGAGGCCUGCCUGCCUGCCUGCUCCAGGGGUAUAAAAUGGGGGGAGAAUCUGGUGUUCUGCCUCAACCAACUUUUCCUUCAGCAUUUCUGCUACUCUUCUACAGAGCUUCUUCACCACCACCUCCACAGCCCAUCAUCAACAUGGCCCUCUGGCUCCAAGCUGCAUCUCUGCUGGUGCUGCUGGCCCUCUACCCUGGGGCAGACGCUGCAGCUGCCCAACACCUGUGUGGCUCUCAUCUGGUGGACGCCCUCUAUCUGGUGUGUGGAGAGAAAGGAUUCUUUUACAACCCAAAGAGAGAUGUGGAUCCCCUAACAGGGUUUCUCUUUCCAAAAUCGUCCCAGGAGAACGAAGUUGCCGAGUACCCGUUCAAAGACCAGAUGGACAUGAUAGUAAAGAGAGGUAUUGUAGAGCAGUGCUGUCACAAGCCUUGCAACAUCUUCGACCUGCAGAACUACUGCAACUGAGGCCUGUCUCACCGCUAAGCCUGCUCUUCUCUUCUCUCUGCCACUCUCCAAUGUGCAGAGGCAUCAUCCCCAUCUCAAAGAAAAGCUUCAAGUGCAGACAAGAAAUGGCAUAGACAUGUUUUAUUUUUCCUAGAAAAUAAAGUUCUAUGAAAUGA